GCCAAAUCCAAAAUAGAAUAUUGUAACCUUAAGACAAAUUACGUCAUCAACAUCUUAUUAAAAAAUGGACUUUAAAACUUUCGACUUUCGUUGCUCAGUUAGUUAUCCAGUUACAUAAGAGAGAGAAUGUGUACAGUUCAUUAAUAUAUAUCUGCUAUGAAUACGUAUACCUGUUUAGUUUUUGUGUUUGUUGAUUUUGUGGCUGGUGCAAAUGAACCGAGUAGCAGAUUGAGGCAUAUGCGCUUGGACGGGGGUUACACAAAUGGAUUGGAUCAGAAACUUCAAGGAAUCGAACAGCGCCUUUACAGGGCGGAAGACAAGUUUAAGAGUAUCUCCAAGGCACGUGAAGUAGAUUUUGGACGACUGAAGAUGCAUAGUAAAUAUGCAAAGAUCAAUACGGAGAUCGUGUACAAGAUAACAAACCAAUGCGACACAAGAAAGAAUCGUCUUCGCUGUCUAGAGUCCGGCGAAUGCAUACAUGAACUGCUGGUUUGUGACGGACACGUCGAUUGUGCAGAUGGAAGCGAUGAACGGGCCCACGUUUGUGAUUUCUCUCUUUUUUCCACUGGAUUGAUAUACAGAGCAUACUUAUCACGUAGUCAGACAUGCUUUAUGGACGCAAGGAAGGUGUAUGCCGACUUUCAGUGUGACAGGAUAAGGAGACUACCUCAUCUCCCACAGGUUACUUUCUACACAGGAACACUCGAAUGGGAAUUCGAAUGGAUUAAUGGAAGCAAAACUUACGAAUCCAAAGACUGGAAAGGCACAUAUUGGCCUGGUAGUGGGUUUGAAAUUGCUUGGACGGUUGAGGAUGAACCAGUUAUAUUCAAGACGUACUUAUCGUACUUCACCAAAGACACGCCAAUACGAUCGUACACCUACUUGGGUGACAAUCCGAUAUCAUGUGGAUUUUUUACGUGGGUGUGAUACCAGAUGAGUUUGAUGAAACCGUCGAUGCAGUAUAUAGCAACGAAUAAACG
This is a messenger RNA of Owenia fusiformis, 980 nucleotides long. NCBI's taxonomy places the organism in Eukaryota, Metazoa, Annelida, Polychaeta, Sabellida, Oweniidae. The record is from the annotation of a GenBank genome assembly.